AUGGCCUUGGUGGUAGCUGCGAAAAUUAUGGGGGGCUCAAGCGGCGAUGAGGAAUGCGGGUGCUAUAUGGAAGCGAUCGAGAUUCGAGGCGAUUCACCAACAGCAGAAGCGAAACAGUGUUUGCAAUCUUGCAGGGACCAGUUUCUAAGGACGGUAUCGAUCGACCACGAAACCCCCGAGGGCUGGAAAUACAUGUGCAAGGAUCUAACGACCACGACACCCAGCUCUCGAUUUUGGUCGUUGUAUUGGUGCGACACAACGUUUUGCGGAGUCUGGAUAAACCAGACGGGGGGGCUGCAGCAAGACCACGGCAGCAUUGGAUUUCACUCGGUAUUAGAUCCAGGACCACCACCCAGGGGCUUCGUCUGCCAAACUAGCAAGGGAGGAGUUGGGCCUUGUUCACAGACAGGCUUCAAAAUCAACCCCGUGUCGGCCCCGUCCCCACUGGUGGUUCAAGAACCGAUCUCCAUCCCCUCAACUUCUGGAAGCACAACGUUCAGAAGCGCAACUGCGCCUUUGUCCCUAUCAACGUCCUCAGCAACACCAACAACAACUGGCGAUAUCUCUCUCAUAACGGACCCAUCAUGGCUAUCAGCAACACCAGCCCGACCCACGGUUGCCGAGUCUUUUGGGGUAAACAAUGGGACUACAACACUCAAAGGCGGGCUAUCCAUGGGAGUCAAGGCCGCAAUUUCGGUUUGUUCGGUUACCGGGUUCAUCGUUAUGGUCGCUUUGGCCUUUUUGUGCCUGCACAGACGAAAAAAGCACCGGUGCGGCUUAGAUGACGUUCGGGGACAGUCUCGUUCGAGGUUCGAUAACGGAGUUGCUCCUAGAGGUCGGCCAACGCCGCUAAUUGCGUCCAGCUAUGAUUCCAGGCCGCUGAUACCCCCUCUCCGCCUCCGGGACCGCAGGCUGCUCCCUUCGAUCCUACGUUCGGGUCACAACCAGUCGCCAUCUCCGCCCCUGACGCCGCUCACCCCGGCACACAGCCAUGGCGGCGGCCACUCCAACGUCACGUUUCCAUCAUCACCGAUAACAUCACCUACGACGAACAAGCUCGUACCACGGCACGAGGGCAUGCCAAGGGUUUACGGCACUACUGGCAGUCUUCCUGGUCCACCGCCUCCGGCCUUGUUUGAGAUGCAUGGUUUUGGUGCGCCCGAAAGCCGGGGAAGUCUGAGUAGUUUCGGGGCAGGUUCGACAACAGGACCGUCAUCUUUACGGAACGAAGCAUUUUCCUUGUCUGGAACCACUUCUCCGCCGCCCACAUCACCAACACGCCCUCCGCGACCGCAUGAGGAGCCACUGGCGAUACCCGACUUGGUGAAACCAGCAUCCUUUCCCUUUGGUGCGAGAAUGAAUCGAUCGAUUCCAUCAGUACCGUCGGCGCCCAUUUCGCCGCUAUCACAUACAUCAUCCUUGGCCAUGAGCGGCAGCAGUGUGAGCCCAAUGUGGAACCAAGUGCGGGCUAUCUCAUCGCCAAGGGAUGAACGGGAAUCUGGCAACCAUCACGCUACUGGGGAAUACUCGGGCAAAGACCGUGGCAGCUGGGGGAGCUGGAGCGAUAAUGGGUACGGAUACGGUUACGGCAACGGAAGUGGAAAUGGUGCUAAUGGAAGCGGAAACGAGAGCGGAAGGAAAGUGACCAGCGCGAUUGUUGAUAGUUUUGGUCAUGCGGCUGGAUCGCUGUUACCCGUAAGAGGCUCCAGAUUCAUCUCGAAGGGCGGAGUAAGCCCGCCGCCUAGACUACCGCUGAGGCCGAUGGCUAUUUCUACCAUGUCCUCUCCUGUGGUCAUUCGUGACGCCAGAGGCGGUGAUCUUGGACCGAUAGGGGUUGCGAUGACGGGAGGGCCGGGAAGAACAGGCAACUCUGCGGCCGUGUCAACGUUGCACGAGGAAGAUGGCGGAUUGUUCUGA
Neurospora tetrasperma FGSC 2508 is the source of this 1917-nucleotide messenger RNA. RefSeq lists its product as uncharacterized. The transcript is spliced from 2 exons. NCBI's taxonomy places the organism in Eukaryota, Fungi, Ascomycota, Sordariomycetes, Sordariales, Sordariaceae. Bases 1 to 1917 code for a protein of 638 amino acids. The record is from RefSeq and is a predicted model, not a curated record.